GGGCACUGCUGAUGCUGAUGCGAGAGCUUUCGGCGUCUGUAAUCAACAUCGGUGGCCUGACUGCCAAAACGAUGGAGUUUCUUGGCCUCAUUUGACACCCUGUUGGUUUCACUGUGGUCAUCAGCGGGGGACGCUGGCGCAGGUGUGCUUUUGAGGACAGCGGAGGGAUUUGAGGAGGGAAAGAAAACGGUUUCGUCUCGUCACCCGUCUGGCCUGGCUUCUGAGGGACACAGGUGGACCGCCGCUGGAAAACGGCAUCAAAAUUAGGCAGUGAUAUUUUACUGCGAAGAGGACGACACUUGACGUAAUUACCUUUUGAACCCAGAAGCUAGCAUUUUGGUAUUGUUUUAUCAAGAGAGGACGAGAGUUAAGCUUGAGGGGUUUUUUGGUGUGUUAGCCAGCUAAUAGGCUAAUUUCGUUAGCAAGCCUGUUAGCAGCUUCCCCGACCAAUGGCACGGGAGAAGUGGGAUGCUCGAAGGAGGAGUUAACAGUAGUUGCUGGCUUAAAUUCAUUUGAAGGAAAGACGGUCGGUGACACAUGUGGGAAGCCGCUUUGCAACCACAGAUUUGGCGUUAACGUUUUACAGCUUGGUGUUAAUUCAGCUUCGAGUAACGCUGCUUACGUCGCUUCCCUCCGAGGCGAUUGAUAAGAUUAGAUAAUCGGCUAAUAAGGCUAAUGUUGACAAACACUCUUGACCUAACGCGUUAAUUCGUAACUCUAGUGUUUCAUAUCAUCUCGCUGUCAGAGAUGCUGUAAAGUCGUGUGCUUGUCGGUUCAGUUUCGAGACGUCGUUGAGCAACUUUCAGGCCGCAAGUGAAGCAUGCUGAAGCUGGAACAUCUGACAACUACCAGGAGCGGACCUGCCAUGGCAGAAAGGGAUAUAGUGAGUCCAGACGCAUUUCCAUCAGCACCAUAUUCAGUAAGGCCAGGAAAUCAGCAUGAUUUCUAGAUUUAGGUAAUGCUGUUCUCGAGAUGUGGGUGGCAGCCACUGAAUUUAAAGUCAGAAAUAGAGGCUGAGUCUUAGGCGUUUUUUCUAAACCUGCAUAUGUUCUUAAAACUAUUGUAGUUUAUACAUCGUAAAAUCACAAUAUCUGAUAGCAUCUUUUAAAUGAUAGAGGUGGAGAGUGCUUGUGGGAGCUCUCCACACUUGACUCAUAAUUUCACUGAGAUGUGCUGUGCCAUAUAGAAGCAUGGCAUUAAAAUUGAAGGACUGGAUCUUGACAGUAGUGAGAUAAAAAUAAAUAAAUAGAUACAAAUCAGCAGCUUUCAUAGGUUUCCAAAGGCGAACAGCCAGCAUAAAUGGAGCCGACAGUUGUGUCUGGGCCUUUGGGGCACACGCAGUGGGAGCCAGAGCAGCCAUUUCCUCUUGGAUUUGAAACACUGGAUUCAGACAAUGCAGGUGUGCCCUGUCAAAACAAGAGUGAACAGACGGGUUUGGACUUCAGGAAUGGCGACCAGGACAACAUAUCCCAACAGAGUCAGAAGGAAAAGGAUUUAGUAGACAACCACCUGAAUGUCUCAAAUCUUUCUUUUGGAGAUUUGCAAUUUGAGGGAGACCACACCACUAUCUCCCAAACCUUUCUCCACAGUACUCACAUUAAGGAUUUGUCUUGCACAGAAAAAACAGAGGGACUUGAUGAAAUUGACUGCACAUUGUCCUGGCUAUUUUCUCCCAACUUUGCUGAUGUGAUUGGAAAAAACUCUGCCCAAAAGGAGCUGACUCUUAAACGGGAUUCCCCUCUGGAGGACUUAGAAGUCCUCAGUAGUCAGGUUGCGCUAAUAACCCUCAGCGUGCCAUCAUCUCCAGUGAAGACUGAUACAGGGGAUCCAUUUUUGCUAGUAGAUCUCUCAAAUGAACAUUCUGCUCCCAGCUCAGAGUCUUCAGGCAAGUUAAACCCACAGGGUGUCAGUGAGGAGCUGGUAAAGGUGCCAUGUAAGGAGCAGGCCGACCUCCCUCCCUUACAGAGCAGGGAGACUUUGUCACCUGAAAUUGGAGACAAAGGUUUAUUCCCUGAUCAAGUGACCGAUCUGCCUGUAACCAGUAGCGCUACCCUACAAGGUUUACCUGAGAACUGCCUCCUUCAUAACACACACAGCACACCGCUGGAGUGUUUUGAAGGAUCUGUGCCUUUGUUGGAUUUAGACGUUCCAGAUUUUGACAGCAGCCUAAGCCUGUGGCCUGCCAGUGCUGCCUCUGUUAUCUACACAGGAACUCCAUUAGAUGUAUCACCAGAGGAGUCAGAAGUGGUACAUGAAGAAGCUGCUGUUAUUAGAAAUCUUACUUUGGAGCAACAAGGUGAGAAUGACCUGCUUGCUCUGGGUUUAUUAAACGAACCUUCAUCACUGACACUGCCUCUGGCUGAAGAUGCCAUCAUCCAGGGUGAUCUCAGCAGUCAGAGUUCCUCUGUGGAAAACGCGCCUAAGGAUUUGAUGGAAGAAAAAAUCUGUUCUGAAGUAAAAAAUCAGGGGAAUGAGGCAAUGGCUUUGGAUCCGUGCUUGACUGUUGAAGAGGUCCACGAUGACGAAUCUUGGGACUUGAAACCCCAGGAGGGUGUGCGGAAUGAAAGCAGUCCAGCAGCUGAGGAGAGGCUGGCCGACACUACACAGCUCCAGGGUUCAGGCUGUGACGAAGUGGCCUCUUUUGAUUUUUCAGUUCAGGAUUUAAAUACAACUUCUUCUGAGCCUGAAUGGACUAGUGAGCAGGCCGUGGAGACGAUCUCCCUCUCCAACAUGGUGGUAGAUGACUCACUGCCGAUGGUCUCAUCUGUGAGCGCGGGGGAGGAAGAUGUCUCCCCUCUGAAAGCUGUGUUCGAUGCUUUAGACCAAGAUGGUGAUGGGUUCGUCCGCAUUGAGGAGUUCAUGGAGUUCGCCGCCGCCUAUGGGGCCGAUCAGGUGAAGGAUCUGACCAAGUUUUUGGAUCCAAGUGGGCUCGGUGUCAUCAGCUUUGAAGAUUUGCCAGGGUGGAAUCUUGCUGAUAGCAAUUAA
Molecule: messenger RNA, 2985 nt
Organism: Oreochromis aureus
Lineage: Eukaryota; Metazoa; Chordata; Actinopteri; Cichliformes; Cichlidae
Product: rab11 family-interacting protein 3-like
Exons: 2
Coding region: 1300-2985 (561 amino acids)
Biological process (GO): regulation of cytokinesis; endocytic recycling
Cellular component (GO): cleavage furrow; endocytic vesicle; recycling endosome membrane
Molecular function (GO): calcium ion binding
Source: RefSeq, a predicted model, not a curated record